Molecule: messenger RNA, 10982 nt
Organism: Schistocerca serialis cubense
Lineage: Eukaryota; Metazoa; Arthropoda; Insecta; Orthoptera; Acrididae
Product: proliferation marker protein Ki-67-like
Exons: 11
Coding region: 90-6896 (2268 amino acids)
Biological process (GO): regulation of chromosome segregation; regulation of mitotic nuclear division
Cellular component (GO): chromosome; nucleus
Molecular function (GO): protein binding
Source: RefSeq, a predicted model, not a curated record
GUCGUUAUGAUCGUUGUGUUAGUUUGUGGAUAAGGAGAUGUGAGUUCCAUAAUUACCACGUUGUGCGGUUGUCAAGUGUUAUAUAAACAAUGGCUGCAACUAUUGGAUAUGUGAACGUAAUCAAAAGAUCAGGGAAGGAAGGAUCACGUUUCCCAGUUACUGAAGAUUGCCUAAUUGGUAGUGGACUUCAUUGUGAAAUUAGAAUUCAUUUAGCUGAUGUUGCUGUAGAGCAUUGUUUAAUUCAGUGCCAGGAAGGGGGAAAGUGCUCACUAAAGAACUUAUGUAAACAAAUGCCAACUAAACUAAAUGGUACUGAUGUUACUGAAGUUGCAAUACUGCACCACGGAGACACUAUCAGUGUAUCUGACCGUUUGUUCCGUUGGGAAUAUGAAGAACUACCACAAAUUUCUUCUGUUAUGAAGCCAACUGUGGCACUGCUGCCACGUAAUGUGACAGAUGAUAUGGGAUCUUCAAAGCGACUGGUGGCUGUUGUAUCACCACAGAUCAGAGAAAGACAGGAAACAUCACAGUCUCUUAGGACGUGGGUACUACGUAGGUCAGUAGGGAACAGCUUGUCAAGUCGCACCCGGCAUCCUGCUAAGACGGUGGAAGGAAGGCGGAGUACUUCCUUGGUUAAAUUUGGUCCCCAGGAUUCUGAUCAGUCUGCAGUAUCAGAUGACAAGACUCCGCGCUUAGUAAAUGUCACCCGCCGUACCAGUGUUACAAGUUCAGUGAAAAAAUCACUGCUAAAAGUAACACCACAUGUAAGAAAAUCUGGUGGUGCCUCUACUGUACAACCAAUUCCUUUUGAAACACCUCACACUGUUACAUCUGUUAUGAGUGGCAGUGUUUCUGAUUUGGUGGAAACACCAGUGUCAAAAACAUCACGUGUAAAGAGAUCAAGUAUAUCUUACAGUGUCACCCCUCGCUCGCGAAAAUCAGUGCAAAUGGGAAGACUCUCUCACAGUGUGCCAUCUUUAAAAAAGACUCCUAAUGCAGAGGAAACAGUUGCAGUUUCUUCACCAAGAAGGUCCUACAGGAAGGACCCCUUAGGAGUUUCGUCAAGUGUUAAAUCUGCAAAUGCUACACCAGAUGGGAAGUUAUUUGGAGGGGAGACUCCAGGUGUCUCACAGGUUAAAAUUGGUGCCCAGGAUUCUUAUCAGCCUGCAGUACUGGAUAGCAAGACGCCGCACUCAGUAAAUGUCUCCCGCCGUACUAGUAUUAAAAGUUCAGUUAAAAAAUCGCUGCUGAAAGUAACACCAAAUCCGCGAAAAUCUGGUGGUGCAGAACCAAUAGCUUGUGAAACACCUCACACGUUUAACUCGGAUAUGCGUGAUAGUGUUUCCGAUUCAGUUGAAACACCAGUGUCAAAAACAUCACGUGUAAAGAAGUCAAGCAUAUCUUACAGUGUCACCCCUCGCUCGCGAAAAUCAGUGCAAAUUGGAAGACUCUCUCACAGUGUGCCAUCUCUAGAAAAGGCUCCUACUGCAGAGGAAACAGUUGCAGUUUCUUCACCAAGAAAGUCCUAUAGGAAGGACACCUUAGGAGAGUCCUCAAGCGUUAAAUAUGCAAAUGCUACACCAGGUGGGAUGUUUAUUGGAGGGGAGACUCCAGAUUUCUCACAGGUACAAUCGUUGGGCAAAAGAUCACAAAGGUAUAGCCAAAAAGUUCCUGCUGCAGAUAAUUCAGCAACCAUAGUACAGUCUCCAGAUUUAUUCUUGUCAGAUCAGAUGCCCUCCAAUGGAGAAGUGGCACAGCUAAAAGAAUUGCAGAAAUCGUCUGCAUCUGCUGUGGCUGAGAGACCCAAAAGAAAAUCAGCUGGACUGCUGCUUGCGCACAUUCGUGAAAGUCAGGAAUUGUUUUCUCGUAGCCGUAGAAACUCUACUCCUUCAGCAAAUACUGACAAAAUAAACACUAGGUCAGCAAGAGCUUCAAUGAUUGUGCCUAAGAAAAGUAAACUUUCUUCCACGCCCAUAUCACAGUCAAAGACACCUCGCAAGCUUAAAUCCCUUCGGGCAAUGUCAGCAAAAGCAGCCAAGCGAAGAUUGACUGAUGUAGACCUCUCGGAGAUUGCUGCUAAUAAGCUAAAAGCUAAAUCACCUAAAACUCCAGAUAAGAAGAAAAUGGCAGCUUUGCUUCAGUGUCAUAAGCCUCGAAUGCUCUUUUCAGAAGUUGUGAAGAAAACUCCAGUGAAGAAGAACAUUGUUGCCAAGCUACCAUCAGUGCCAAUAAGUCGACGUAGAAAGGUGCCCAAGAAACCCAAGGUUCAUACUCCAAGAAAGGCUUCUGUGAAAGGAAUAAAUUCCACUGGGCAUGUUGAUUCACCGGAGACAAUAAUAAUCCAUGGCAAACAAAGUAUGGCCUUGAAAAGAACAAUUCAAAAAAUUAAGGAAGAAAGUGAAUCUCAGAAAAUUACAGCCACAGCUCCUAAGUUUGAAGACACAAAAGAUGUUGAAACUUCAGUUUCAGUCAAAGAGUCAUCUCGUGAAAUGAACACCAGGAAAAGUGUCAGCUUCUCACCAGCACCACAAGUGGUGGCAUUUGCAGCUUCAAGACGAAUAAGUACACGUAAAUCUAUGAAAAUUCCUAAUAUCACAGAAGAGAAUUGUGGCAUGCUUUCGCCAAACGAUUCGAAUUUGUUGGAGACACUUCCUAACCGAAAGACUAGUAUAUUAAAAAAAUCAUCUUCAGUAGAAACACGCACAGAACUAAUGGAAAUUGAUGAUAAUUCUUCUGCAGUAACUAAUUUGGAAAGAGUUCGUAAUAGUUCUGUUGUAUCAAGUACUCCUGUCAGAGUUUCAGAAAGGCAGAAAGGUAGAACACCUUCACAGUCACCAAGCACUCCCAAGAUGAAGGUUAGGAUGGGAAAAUCUUCAAAGUGUGUGUCAGUAACCAACCAGAGUCCGGAAGCAUUAAAUACAAGCAUUGUGUCACAGGCAAGCAGUACGUUUGAUUUUGACGCUGUCACUACUCCCUGUAUAUCAGUUGAAAAACUAGUUUCACCCUUAAAUACCACCAGUUCAAAAAAACAAAUAAACAGCGAUUCAGCUAAACGUAAUGUAAACAUUUCUGCACAAAAAAUAUUCAAAGAUCUUGUAGCAGAUAAAGUUAUCGACACUAGUAAAUGGCAUUACCAUGAUACGAACGCAGCAACCAGUGCAACUGAUGCCUGCAAUUGGACAGGUUCGGAGCCCUUGGCCAUGUCAUCAAGCAGGAAAAGUGAUCGAAGAUCAGUGUCAUUUCCUGUAAAUCGUUACUCCACAAGGAAAUCACAAGGUAAAAGAAGUUCUGAAGAGGUGUAUGCAUCCUCAAACACAACUGCUUCUGAGCUCAAUCAGCAUGAUGUGGCCUCACCGUCCAAAAAAAGAAAAGUAUCAGUUAACACACAAGAAGAGUCAUUUAUUUCUAAAGAUGCAGGUGGCUUUCUUGUAAACAAACUUGAGCAGCUUCCGGGUGUAGCAGUAGCAUCAUCGCCAAAGCUUGACAGAAAUAGUGGAAGGGUUCAUAGAAUAUCUCAGCAGCCAGUGAUUGUUGACUCAAAUGAUAUUGAAGAUGCCAAGAAAGAUUUAAGAUCAUCUAAGAAAUCUUUACCUGAUGCUUUGCUCAGCAAAGGAUAUGUUAAACAGCAGUCUCCCUCUGUUAGACAAAGAAAGUCUACAAUUAAUGAUUUAAGAGAUGUUACAGGUGUCACAAGACUAUUUGACACUACAAAGAAACAAGGAUCUCCUGCAAAUGAUCUUACUGAUGUGAGAGGUGUAAAACAGCUUUUAAAAACUCCAAAGCAGCAGAAACUGCCAAAGAAUGAUUUGACAGAUGUUAGAGGUGUAAAACAGGUGUUGAAAACUCCAAGAACACAGAAAUCACCACGAAAUGACCUUACUGAUGUAAGAGGUGUGAAAAGACUACUCCGGUCUCCAUUACAUCGUCAGAAAUCACCACAGAAUGAUCUUACAGAUGUGAGGGGGGUGAAAAAGCUUUUCAGAUCUUCAAAAAAACAAAUGUCUCCCAAAAAUGAUCUAACUGAUGUAAGAGGUGUGAAAAAAUUACUUCAGUCUCCAAGGCAACAGAAAUCACCACGAAAUGAUCUAACUGAUGUAAGAGGUGUGAAAAAAUUACUUCAGUCUCCAAGGCAACAGAAAUCACCACAGAAUGAUCUCACUGAUGUGAGAGGUGUGAAAAAAUUGCUUCAGUCUCCGAGGCGACAGAAAUCUCCACAGAAUGAUCUCACUGAUGUGAGAGGUGUGAAAAAAUUGCUUCAGUCUCCGAGGCAACAGAAAUCUCCACAGAAUGAUCUCACUGAUGUGAGAGGUGUGAAAAAAUUGCUUCAGUCUCCGAGGCAACAGAAAUCUCCACAGAAUGAUCUCACUGAUGUGAGAGGUGUGAAAAAAUUGCUUCAGUCUCCGAGGCAACAGAAAUCUCCAAGAAAUGAUCUCGCUGAUGUGAGAGGUGUGAAAAGGUUACUCCAGUCUCCUAGGCAACAGAAAUCUCCACAGAAUGAUCUCACUGAUGUGAGAGGUGUGAAAAGGCUACUCCAGUCUCCUAGGCAACAGAAAUCCCCACAGAAUGAUCUCACCGAUGUGAGAGGUGUGAAAAGGUUACUUCAGUCUCCUAGGCAACAGAAAUCUCCGCAAAAUGAUCUAACUGGUAUGGAAGGUGUGAAAAGAUUACUUCAAUCGCCUAGGCAACAGAAAUCUGUGCAGAAUGAUCUCACUUAUGCAGGAGAUGUGAAAGGGUUAGUUGAACCUGAGUCCCAUAAAAAUACUAACCCACCUCGAACUCGCAGGGGUAAAGUGCAAGUUAGUGGUGGAGAUACUAUGGUCUCAGAUGAAAAGCAGCAGAAAUCUGAAACAGCAAACAACUUGGAGCAGAGAGACUUACUUAUUAUGUCUAGUGCUGGGCACACAUCACCUAAUGUUACGAAUGUACCUCAGACACGCAGGACUAGAAAACAAGCUGUCGCUAAGGAAAUGAUUAAUAGUAAUCUUCAGGCUUCGGCUGAGAGUACAUCACUACCUAGGACCCACAGGGGAAAGAAGGUUACUGUUACAGUUUCAAAGUCAAGUGAAGAGGUGAAAUCUCAAUCUGUUGUGGAAACUGACAUUUCUGUAGAAGUAUGUGAACAAAACGACUUGUUUGUUCAUCCCACCAAGCUUGCUUCAUUAGACACUGCCUCUUCACCUAGAACUCGCAGGGGCAGAAAACAAAUCAUGAAUAAUAAAAAAGUUGGGGAGGAAUUAGAGCAAUUUCGUGAUGUGUUGCAGAAGCAUGAAGAGGAUGUUUUAAUUAAAACAAGUCAGCUUGUUUCAACUGUCGCUGUUUCUCCACUUAAAACUCGAAGGGGUAAAAAAUAUAUUGAAAAAAGUAAAGAGCAGGAUGAAGAUCUGAAGUCAGUGUCUCAUAGCAGCAAACUUAAACCUGAAGUAGAAACCCACAAAUUGACACAAAAUCAACAAGAAAUGCAGUCUGUUAAUGACGGUGAAACUGCUUCACUAAAAAUACGUGGUGGUAACAGAGGAGAUGUUUCCAAGCAGCAGAGGAAGAAAGCUGUAACUUCACUGAGUGGUAAUAACAGUGCAGAAUCAAGAGAGAGUGAUACUUUGUCACCCAAGCCUCAACAGAAAAGAGUAAUUUUUGCAGAUGUAUUACAUGCAUCUUCACCAAGUAACAGUCCUUCAUCAAGGACACGUAGAGCUAAAAAGCAGGUAGUUAAUGAGGAAUCUGAAAAAAAAGGUGGUUUAAAAGCUGGCGACCAGUUAUUGUCAGAUGAGUGUGACAAACCAGUGGGUAAGCGUCACCAGAGAAAAUUAGUGAAUGCAGAUAGUGUGGAAUACAGCCCCUCAACUAUUUCUGGCCAGUCCAGAACCCGAAAGGGAAGAAAAUUUCAUACUGCUACUGUGAGUGAGGAGUUGAAAUUACCUUUCAAAACUCCAAGCCCCCGUGAUUAUAAAACAGAUGGCACAACAGCUAUAGCAGAAUCGGAACAAAGUAAAGUAAGUGACAGUGUAUUCAUUGAUUCUAAUACUAUCAGCCCACUGAAACCAAGGAGAGGUAGGAAAGCUGGAACCGUAACAGUUUCUUCCACUGCGGAAAUGAGAGAGAGAACAGAAAUAAAUAGGAAUCUUGAUAAAAACAUUGCAACAUCUGUUGCUCACACGUUAGACACAGGUCUUGCUGACAACAGCACAUGUGAGGUACCUGUCGUGGCUUCCUCAAAGAGAACAUUACGUGGAAAAAAAGAAAAUGUUACUCGGCUUGCUGCAACCACUGUACCUUCAUCAGAUAAAAGUGAAACUGAAGAGAGGAACAGUGUAAAAAGUACAAGAGCAGGUAGAAAACGUGCAGUAAAUCUAGAGAAUGGUUUUUCAGCUGUAAGUAUACAAAUAGGUUCUAGCAAAGAUACAGCUAUUAUUGACAGUCCUCCACCUAAGAGGUCGCGGAGGGUCAGAAUUCGUGGUGACAUGGAAGAAGGGAAGCCAUCUUCUCGUUCAGAGUUGAUUGAGCUAAACAGUACACAGACAGAAACAGAAUCCACAGACGACAGCAUUGAAAAGCGGUUACAUGGUCUUACUCACAAAACAAGGCAGGCUACAGUCUGUGAUGCAUCCAAAAUUGUUGAUCAACCAGAUGAAGCUAGUGAAGAGAGAACUUCAAGCAGGAGACGUGGGGUGAGGCAGCACAAGAAAGAGACAAAUAAAAAUGAACUUGGAAAUGGGCAAAGUACAGAUGAAGCAGAGCAGAGAAGUACACGGAGUAAAAGGAAGCAUGUUCAGGAGACUGGUGAAAGAUCUCCGAGAAAGAAGAAAAACACACAAUCUGAUAGAUUAUUGGAUGUCUCUUCAGAACCCAGAGUUGUCUCACCUAGAGCAACAAGACAACGUAGAAAUCGUCGCACGUGACCUUCCUUGGCCUUCUGUUCCAGUACAAAUAUACAUGAGUGACCUAACCUCUAUGGUGGUUUUUUUUUUUUUUUUAAUUGUCAAUUCAGAUUAUAUUUUAAAUACGACAAUAGGUUUAUUUCUGUGUAACAGAUGUAGUUAUAUAACAAACUGUACAUACAUUAGUAGGUUGUAGCUAGUAUUGUGGAAUUUUUGUUUUAAUAAUAAGAGCUAGACCAUUGGGGUAUUAUUUUUACUUCCCAUGGAUUAUUGUACUCUUGUAAUGACUGUCGUGUGUUAUUAACCCUCAAUAGUCAUCCAUUUUAAGUAUUAGUCGAGGCUAAAUACCUCGAGCGUACUUCAGCUGACUUUAAAUUUUAUUUGAAAAGUUAUUGGAUUUGAAUAUAAUUUUAAGUGUUAAAGAUCUCACUCAAAACAUAUAUUUUGAAUGCAAGCUAGAGAGAAGAUACCCACCAAUACAGCUAAUAUUUUGUCAUGGAGUAUAGCCUUUUCCAAACUAAAUAUUGCAUAGUAGUUCAAUUGUAAUAAGUUUUUUAAUAUUACUUUAAUAUAUAAGAACCAUAGAUGAUUUAGAGAAUUGUAAUAUUUUAAAGUGAAAUAAGAACUUCCAUUUUCACUUAUUUUUAAAAAUACUGUAGCUGUUUCUUCUUCUUAACCAUAUUCUCUAAUUGUUAAUAGGCGCUGUCUUGGAGAUCUAAUUUAAACUGACUGUUCUGCUAUUGUCACCUGUCCUACAAGCACACCAUUGUAGAAUUCAAAAGUAGUAUUUCAGUUUUAUUCACAAUUUCUUCUAUAAUGUAGAGCAUUGUAUAAAAGACUUAAUUGUCUUUCCACUUUGGUUUAUUCACAUUUUGUAAUGACUGUAAUCACGUGUAAACUAAUUGUUAUUAAUUUAUAUUUCCUCCAUGUUUCCAAAUUUUUCUGUUUAGAAUUGUGUGUGAACUUUGCUACUUUCACUGGCAGAUAUUUUAACUAUUACAGUUGGCAUAUGCUAUGCUGUGUGUCCAGCUCCUAUUCCCAUGUUUUUGUUUCAUCUAUCUUCACUGGUUCAUUAUUAUACAUAACAAAUAUUUUAGCCAAAUUUGGCAUCUUGUAAGAGGUUUUGCCAUUCUUGGGAAAUGUGAACUCUUUAGUCAACCAGAGAUAUUAGAUUUCUUUUAUCAGCAGAUCAUCACUUAUAAAGGGAACGUAUUAAUUGAAGAUUGAACAGAGUAUUGCAUACCAUUUUCAUAUUACAUGCAGUGUUUUUAGAAAUGUGGAUGGGUGAGAAGGUCCUUACACACCACACAAUUUAAAACUGUACUUCAUUGAAGUAUGUAAUUAAGUUUAAUGUUGGGUGUAUCACACAGUCUUGUAUGGUGCAAUGUCUUUUUAUAUAACAACAUUGUAAUGUAUUGGUUUUGUAUCUCCGGCAUAAAUCAGUGUUACUGAAUUAAUGAUGCACUACUUCCAAGAGUUUAAAAGUAGUUGUAAGUUUACAUAUAGCAUUGUUAAAUUUAAAAAUCCAAAAGGGUGUAAAUAUUGUAGGUAUUUAUUGCCACAGUGAGACAUUAGUUUCACUAUCAUCUUAAAGUAAAGUGCAGACAUAUUGUGUUUAUGUGGAAAUAGGUGCAAGGAAUUUUGAGAAAAUUUGAAACACAAUAACUUGGUUGCUUGCACAGUUACAUACGUGAAGGGAUCGGAGAGAUAGUCUUAAGCCACAUGUAACUAGUUUUGAUAUACAGCAACAGUCCAUGUUCCCUGGACAGCUAUAAAUGUUCAGUACAAAAUAGAAAUCUUCUUGGUUUUGUACAUAAUAGUUUAUUAGUAAGGUGUGUAGUAAAAUACUCGACUCAAUGCAUUGUAAUUAUAUUGAAUCAUUUUACUUAAGAUAUAGUCAGUAGUGGCUUAUUACUUUAUCUCCCAGAAAAGAAUGUAGAAUGCAAAAUAUGAAUUUGUAAGGAAUUAUUUUGAACUACACUAAAAACAGUGACCAGUGUAUAUAAUUUUUACAUAUUUAUAUAUGUGCAAAGGUCCUUCGGAUUAAUAAAUUAUUUUAGUGACUUAGCUACAUCAAGAGAGUUCCUCUAACUCAUAAUUGUUCACAUUAUUUCCAAUAGAUGACUGAAAGAAGUGUUAGUUUGCUGCAGAUAUGUACGCCAUGAGAGAUAGUACACCAUAAUUUUUUUCCUGCAUAAUCAGAAGUGGCUCUCUAUAUUUUACUGCCAGCUGAAAUGGGUAUGGUUCAGCAAGCCUUCAUUUCUUUUCCUCAUAAUACGGAUAUCCACUGAUGCAAGGGCUCCUUUGUCAGAAUAGCAGUGCUCCACACUUUGGUUGAAUAGCUUCACUGAAAUGAAUGAGAUCUACGAAUGUGAGUAAGGUGUGUUUAGAGAUUGCCUUAAGAUUAUCCAACACCCAGACGUCUUAGAUUUGGCACUUUGGUCAGAAUGAAAUUUUUUAUUGUAUUUUACUACCACAACUUCAUUGCAGACACAAUCACAAUCACAAUUGCAAAAGAGUCUAGUGUGCCCUGCCACAGGACAGUAAUGGUGGGCAGAUUUAAAUCUUUUGGUAACAACGAGAGAGACUUCCGAAGCACAAAAGCCCAAAUUCUUUCUCUACUCCUUGCUGUUACCUGAUUAUGUGGAAAUGUUUUGUUAGAGGAUUAGUUAACUUCAAAUAUUUUAUCCAGCAGCUCUGAACUUCAUCUGAACCCCUUUAUCUUUCUCACUCCAUAGAAAUACAUAUCCCUUUCUGAUCCACAGUUGUGGAUACUGCAAUCUCUCCAUACUAUAAUCUUGUCAAAUGCUAGAUCAACUGUUUGGAUGUGGGAACAUGUAGUGUUUAACUGUAAAACCCAUCGUAAUUUACACAUUACAUUCUUCAAUCUUCUUGCCUGUUCUGUAACCCAAGAACCCUUGAGAAAGCUUCCUUGCAAAUCAUGCCUUUCAUUCCAUAUAUCUUAAUGUUAUUUAAAAAUUUAAGAACUGUAGAUUACACUUUGUGGGUAAUCCUUUUUGGAAUAGCUAUGAAAGAAAGAUAAAAUAGAAUGAAAUAAAAUUACUCAUAAAAUACUAGUCAAUUUAUCUGUAUAAAACAAACUUUCACAUUUGAUACCAUACUUAUGCAACUUGUCAGGUAAGUAUUCUGGGCGUUAAAAUUUUCUGUAUCCAAACAGAAUAAAAAAAUAUUUUCUUCUUUCCCAUGUAGUUUUAUGUAGCACUUGGUCCAGCAGGUACACGAACUUCCGAAAGAGGUUCCAUGGACAGUCUUAUUUUGAAAACCCACACCACUGACCAAUUUGAGAUUUGACUGCCCCCCCCCCCCCCCCUUUCAAAACAAAUACUUCAGUGUUUAGCUUUUCCUGAAUAUUUAGGUUUGUGACAUGAUUCUUCGUUCACAGUACUUAUUCCAUGCUGUAAAAAGAACAAAAUAGUCUCAGAACUUCGUUGAGAUAGUUGUAAGGCACACAAAAUACUGCUAAAAUGGCAUUCAUGAAAAAUAUUUGUGUUAUUAAAACUAUAUUAUUACAGCAUUAAGUAGUCUUUGAAGUAUGCCCAUAAAAUUUUCCCACUACCACAAAAAACGCAUUCAAAUGUGUGAACAACAUUAGAACAACAAUGAUUACCAGUAAAUACUAGUACAUACAGAAAUGUUAUGAGCUGGAACUGUAGCUCAAUGGAUGCCAGGAUUCAUCACUGUCAGUAUCAAAAUGACCACAUUAGUUUCCACUACUCUCAUUGGCAACUAUUCGUUAAAUAUGUGAACAAGGUUCAGAUGCUCCUGAGCUAGCUGCCAUUUUGCUGUGAUAAGUCUGUCUUCUAAAAAUACCACCAGAUGGUAAAGUACAAAACUUCACUGCCAUUUCCUGCCAUCUGUUGCAAAAAGACUAAGCUUUUUUGAGAAAAUAUGGGUAUUUUUAAAAAUGUCAUUGCAUGGAAAAACUCAAUUUUGAAAAAAUUGUGGCUUAAGACAGUCUCUUUGACCCCUUCAUAUUUUUGAUUGGUGUGUGUACUAGUAACGUGUAGUGCAAUCUGAAGAUGCUGACAAAUUGUGUAAAUAAAAAAUUUUAAUAGUUAUUUUAUUCAUUAAAAUUUGUCUUGUUAA